AUGCCACACAGGCUGUCUGUGGGGUCUCCUAGCUGCAGCAGCGAGAGUUCUGCUUCAUUACCUGCUCGUGCUGCUGCUACUGCUGCUACUGCUGCUGCUAGGCAGCUGGUGCACCGCUGCUCCAGCAGCAGCAGCACCAGCAGCAGCAGAAGCAGCACGUGGCUCCCCACACUCCUUGCGUCUGCUUCGGGCAGCAGCAGCCGCUGCCUAUCAGCAGGACAAUCUAAGCACAAGCAACCAUGUGUUGCUGCUGCUGCUUCUGACCCUGCAGCAGCAGCAGCAGCUGCUGCUGCUGCUGCUGCUGCAGUGAGUGAGACGGGGAGCUCUGGGUGGUCUUCUCCUGUCUCAGCAGCACCAUGCCAGCAGCCGCUGCAGCAACGGCAGCAGCUACUGCAGCAGCAACGGCCGUUGCUGCAGCAGAAGCCGCAGCAACAGCAGCCGCAGCAGGAGAGCAGUGCGCUUCCGCUGCCGCCGCAUGCAGAGGCAAAUGUGAAGACUGACGCACCGCAUCUGCCAGCAGCAGAGCAGCAGCAGCAGCAGCAGCAGCAAUGGCGCGAGAGUCGGCAGGAGGUGCAGCAGCAGGAGGAGCAGCAAGAGACACAGGAAAUAAAAUACCUGCAGCAGCUAAAGCCGCAGAUGGCUCGUCUGCAGGCUGACCUGGAGCAGCUGCAGCAGGCGCAUCAGCAGCAGCAGCACGGGCAGCAGCAGCAGCAGCAGCAGCAGCAAGAGCAGCCUUUGCUGCUGCCCCUGCGUACAUGCAGCGAUCCUGCAUGCAAGGCUUGUUUGCUGCUGCAGGGGUUUGCUGCUGAUGCGAUACAGCUGAAGCAGCAGCUGGGUUUGCUGCUGCAGCGGCUCAGCAGCAGCACACCAGCAGCAACACCAGCAGCAGCACCCCCCGCUGCUGCUGCUGCACGACGCACAGCGUCUGCUGCAGCAGUAACACGGGAUUCUGCACAUACAGCGGCAGCAGCAGCAGCACAAACAGCUCCUGCUGCUGCUGCUGUGCGAUCAGUGGUGCAGCAUCGGCAGCAGCAGCACCACCACCAUCAUCUGCAGCAACGAGAACAACUGCAGCAGCAGCAGCAGCAGCAGCAGCAGCAGCAGCAGCAGCAGCAGCAGCAGCAGCAGCAUGUAACGGGCCUAGAGAAACCUCAGGUGUCAAUGCAUCUGCAAGGAGUGGAGGAACAAAAUGCAUCAGUGCUGCAGCAGCAGGUGCAGCAACAGCAGCUGCUGCUGCAGCAGCACCAGCAGCUAGUGCAGCACCAGCAGCACCAGUUGCAACUGCAACAGCAGCAAGCGCAACGGCUGCAGCAGCAAGUGGAGUCUCUUCAGGGACAGCAGCAGCAAGUACUGCAGCAGCUGCAGCAACUGCAGCAGCAGCAGCAAACUGCACAAGAGGAGAAGGCGCAGCUGCAGGCAGCCCUGCUGUACUUCGUUACGCAGCAGAAGCAGCAGCAGAAGCAGCAGCAGUCUCUGCUGCAGCACCAGCAGCCUGCAGCAGCAGAUUCAUCAUCAUCUGUUGCUGCUGCUGCACUGGGGGCUUUGCCGCGGGCCCCACAAGGAAGAAGGAGCCGCACAACCCCACUGCAUAAACACCAGCAGCAGCAACAGCAGCAGCAGCAGCAGGUGCUGAUGUCUCCGUUGAGCAUAGCUAGCAGCGGAGGGAGCAGCUCGGGCCCCACAGCGACAACAGCAGCAACAGCACCAAUAGAGGAGGUGCAGCAGCAGCAGCAGCAGUUGCUGCUGCAGCUGCUGCAGACAGAAGACGCAGCAGCUGCUGCUACUGCAGCUGGUGCUAAACUGCUAGCAGCAAGAUCGACAGCGACUGACGCAGCAGCAGCUGCUGCUGCAGCAGCAACAGCCGCUGCAGCAGCAACAGCAGCAGCAGCUGGUGCUACAGCAACUAUACAGAAUGUCGUUUGUUUGAUUUGUCUAUACACCCCGUUGUCUUUUAUGGUUAUUCCUUUAUAG
Eimeria maxima is the source of this 1971-nucleotide messenger RNA. RefSeq lists its product as hypothetical. The transcript has 2 exons. Bases 1 to 1971 code for a protein of 656 amino acids. The record is from RefSeq and is a predicted model, not a curated record. Lineage: Eukaryota; Apicomplexa; Conoidasida; Eucoccidiorida; Eimeriidae.